Messenger RNA from Hemisphaericaspora subhashii, 492 nucleotides. It is a transcript of the gene HFL2, whose product is annotated as negative cofactor 2 transcription regulator complex subunit. Lineage: Eukaryota; Fungi; Ascomycota; Pichiomycetes; Serinales; Debaryomycetaceae. Gene Ontology annotation, molecular function: transcription coactivator activity; transcription corepressor activity; RNA polymerase II general transcription initiation factor activity. Gene Ontology annotation, biological process: transcription by RNA polymerase II; positive regulation of transcription by RNA polymerase II; negative regulation of transcription by RNA polymerase II. The transcript has a single exon. The record is from RefSeq and is a predicted model, not a curated record. Gene Ontology annotation, cellular component: nucleus; negative cofactor 2 complex. Bases 1 to 492 code for a protein of 163 amino acids.
AUGUCAAACUUACUGCAAUUAAUCAAUCCUGAUGAUGAUUAUAGUUAUAGCUAUACUCCUCCAAUAGAAAUAGCACCUAAGGAUAGUACAAUUAGUCCAACAGCCACAACAACAAAUAAUAAUAAUGAUGAUGAGGAUGAAAGUGAAGAACCAACCACUAAUGAAACAACACCAGCAGAACCUAAUACAGUAACUCAAGAAAUGAUUGAAGAAUCAUUCGAAAAGAUAAAAACUCAUUUCCCAGCCGCUAGAAUCAAAAAAAUCAUGCAAAGUGAUGAAGAAAUUGGAAAAGUUGCACAAGCAACUCCAAUUAUUGUAGGAAGAGCUUUGGAAAUCUUUAUGGCCAAUUUAGUUGAAGUGUCAAUCUUAGAAGCUAAGAAACAAGGUGUUAAAAGAAUUAGUGCAUCUCAUGUUAGAGCUGCUAUUGAAAAUACUGAACAAUUUGACUUUUUGGUGGAAGCGGUUGAAAAAUAUCCUCCAUUGAAGAAUUAA